Messenger RNA from Lemur catta (Ring-tailed lemur), 2057 nucleotides. It is a transcript of the gene C1H10orf67, whose product is annotated as chromosome 1 C10orf67 homolog. Lineage: Eukaryota; Metazoa; Chordata; Mammalia; Primates; Lemuridae. The transcript has 19 exons. The record is from RefSeq and is a predicted model, not a curated record. Bases 1 to 1740 code for a protein of 579 amino acids.
AUGGCAACGGACGCCGGGCUCCGGACUCGGUCUCCGCAGCCGGCAGCGCCGCGGGAGCGCGCGUCCAGGGCUCGGAUGGCUAGCUGGGACGACGCACCCGAGACCGAGGAGUGCCGGAAGAUCCUCGCGAGCCUCGAGGCCUCUAUUGAGCAGUUCCAGGUCAACCGCAGACUUAACAUUUCAGAUGAGUUAAAGGUUGGCUUUUUCAACACAGACCACGCGACUCAAACAGAUUCCAGUGAAAUUUUGGCAGUAAAAGAGUUGAGUUCAACGACACAAAAUUUAGUGCAGAUUGUUAAAUCCCUCCAGGUGGAGUUUGGGUUCCUCAAACAAUUGCUUCAGUUGAAGUUUGAGGACAGGCUUAAAGAGGAGUCUUUCAAGCUCUGCAAUGUUCUACAUGACAGGAUCGUAGAGCUCGAAAAAUGCCGUCAACAGAAUGAGGAUAAAAUAAGAAAGUGCUUCUAUCAGCAGUUAGCUGACGCCAUAGCUGUUGUCAAAGGAAUGUACAAGCAAUUCUUUGAGGUAGAAGAAGAGGUGGUUGCUUUGCAAGAUGCAAAUACUGUCAAAAUGAAUAUUUUGUCAAGAAAACUGAGAGAAAAAGAAGACAUUAUUAAGGAGUUAGAAGAAGAACUAGACCAAUAUGAAGAAUAUGGAUUUCUAAGACGUGGCUCUUUGGCCAGAGAUACCAGCUCCACAAAGUCAACCCUUGAAAAGGAAAAUUUGGAGUGCAGAGCGGAAAAUGAGAGACUGCUUCAAAUCAUUUCAGAGCUUGAGGAGGAAGUCCGACUCAACAUAAAAGAAAAUUCAGAAUUAGAAGAUGAAGUUAUAACUCUGAAAGAGAAGGCAGAUACGGAUCAUAGAACUAUUCAAAAGUUACUGGAUGGUAGAGAGAGAUUAAGAAAUGAGCUUGAACAUGAACAAUUACUCGUCCAAGAUAUGAUUAAUAGACAGAAAGAGGACAUGGAAUCAAGAAGGUUUGGCAGCCUGAGCAUCAGGCACUUGCGAUCAGCCAGGUGGAAAGAGACCUCCUCGUCCCCGUGUCCCCCACAGUCCAAGCCCCAGUCCAAGCCCGAAGCAGCUUCAAGGCCACAUUCUGCGUCUACCAGUGCAUCGUCUGCUGGGUCCAAAAAAUCUAAGACUUCAAAGAAGAAAGCUUUAAAGCAAAAGCGGCCUGGGAAAAUGAAAGUUACUAAAGAAGAGAAACCAGAACCCGUUAAAGAAAAGGUAAGACGUUUAACAACUGUUUCGCCACAUGAAGGAAGGAAGGUGAAACUCUUAGUGAAUGAGCUUGAAGAAAAAAGUUCUUCGACAGUGCAAAUAGAAGCACUACGGGCCACUAUUGAGAUUGAGAGGAGGAAGCUAGAAAGGUUUAGGAAGGAAGCAGAACGGAUCAACAGAAACUGGGAGAAAAGAUUCCUUAUUCUCAGGAACAGCUUUCAUGCCCUCAAGGAUGAGAUGUUUACUAGGCACACACUGUAUCGUCAGUUUGCAAUGCUUGCUAAUACAUCCUUCAAUUAUGUUAAAAUAAAACCCUUAAUCGUGCAGUCUAAAGUGAACUUGACCGGUACUACAUCUUCAAGUGAUUACCAUGUAUCUUUGAUAGACCCCAGGUACCUAGACGUGGGCAGUGACCAGGUAUCCUUUCAAAUUGCAGCAAGAGGGAAGUUUUCGGAAACCCUGGAAGACCCUUACGAGAAGCCAUCGAUGCCCCAGAACAGCCCCGCGGACACUCCUGACUAGCCCGGCAGAAAGCUGGGCCGCGCGGAGCGGGGGCACGGAGAGAGGGCCCUCACCCUCCCGGCGCAAGGCCUGCCUCCCUGGCAAGGGGUGCCAUCUCCAAGGGGUUUCUAAACUAACUGUUCAGUCCCUCCGGAUUGUGUACAUUAACGCGAGCACCGAGUUUGAACGGAGCUCUGCGUGCACCUCCUGUGCGCACCUUCCUGGGCCUUUAAGGAAAGCGCUGGCUGGCGCGGGGCGCACAGACCCCGGGGCGGCCACAGCCAUUGGGGCGCCCAGGCGCCUUAGGAUGGGAAGGGCUGGGUAUCAAUUAAAAAGUU